Molecule: messenger RNA, 6698 nt
Organism: Astyanax mexicanus (Mexican tetra)
Lineage: Eukaryota; Metazoa; Chordata; Actinopteri; Characiformes; Acestrorhamphidae
Product: protein mono-ADP-ribosyltransferase PARP14-like
Exons: 26
Coding region: 1-6264 (2087 amino acids)
Biological process (GO): negative regulation of gene expression
Cellular component (GO): cytoplasm; nucleus
Molecular function (GO): transcription corepressor activity; NAD+ poly-ADP-ribosyltransferase activity
Source: RefSeq, a predicted model, not a curated record
AUGGAGACCGCCAAAAGAAAACAGAGUCAGGAUGAGAAAACACUGGAGCUGGAGGGUCUUCCAGAUGAUUUUCACCGUGUGAAGUCCAAACUAGAACUGUACUUCAAGAACAAGAGACGGUCUGGAGGAGAGAUCCUGGAGAUCCAGGAGCAUCCAGAAGAUCAGAGGAAAGCUCGACUUAUCUACAUGGAUGAAGGAGAAUUAAAUAAAGUACUGGAGAAGAGAGUUCACCAAGUGGCUUUUAAAGGACGGGGACUUGUUGACGUGACGGUGAAACGUCUGGAGGACGAGAGCUCAGCCUUAAAAAAAAUGAAACCUCCUAUUUUACCCAAACCCAAACUGGAAAAACUUGAACUCAGCAAAUCAGCACAAGCCGCUGACGUCCAGGAGUCUGUCUCUGAAAUUCCUGAAGAAGCGGAAGAAAGCUCCAGUAAGCAGGACUUGCUGGUCAGCACCACUGACAUGAAUGAUAAAGAUACUCUGGAAAUAUAUUUUGAGCAGUUCACAGAAAAAGCAGACCUCACAAAACAUGGGAAAAACAGCUGGAUCCUAAAAGUAGCCUCCCAGUCAGAUGUAGAGAGGAUUCUGGUGCAGAAGGAGCAUGAUUUCGGCCUUUCUGUGGAGGUGUAUAAAGAACAAAGUAUCUCGGAGUUCUGCGAUCCUCGGCGCUUCAUCUUAACAGGGUGCAGUGGCAAAUACAAAUGCAAAUAUAUAGAAAUGUUUAUUAGCAGCUGUUGUCAAAAAGCAGAGCAUAGCUGGGAGCUUGUGGAUGAAGACAGGAUUGUGGUCACCUUCAAAGAAAACAUUGAUGCAAAAACAUUCCUGACAAAGUGCACCACCAAGAAGUGGAAGGAUAUGGACCUUGGAGCUGCUCAGCUGGAGCUUACAGACUCAGUUCUGGUGCAGGGAGAUAUGAGCAGAAUAAAGGAAGAGUUCCUCACCCUCUACUUCAGCAACAACAAGAGGAGCGGUGGAGGUGAUAUCAAGUCUGUGACGUGGGUCAACAAGCUGAAAAGUGUGGUCAUAUCCUUUGAAGACUGUCGUGUUGCACAGCAUGUUGUUGAGAGGACCCACCACAUAAGUGACACAGAUCUUAGUGCUAUGCUCUUUUACCCAAGUCUGCAGAAGGCUCUGAGAGGGAAGUCACCUGAUUUGUCCGAAAUCACCACAAAGUUCAGCUUUCCUGUUUGUAAGGAGGUGCUCGGAUUUAUUGAAACAAAUGAAAAGCACAAAAACGAGUUUCAGGAUCAACUCAAGAAGGUCCAUGCUAACUUAGUUUUCGACAAAAUCCCAUCUACUCAAGAGAUAAAGCUGGAGAUGGACGUGGACAUGGAGUCUUUAGCUGUGCUGCAUCUUGGUCCAGCCUGGGAGGGUACGGCCAGAAGACAAGCAGAUGCCUUUUUGAUGAAGUACAGUACAGCGGAGCUGGCAGCUGAGGUUGAGUUGUGGAAAAGGAUAAAGGAGGACUGUCACCAGCUCAUCAGCUCUGAUGUCGACAUCUCCUUUGAGGAAACUAAAGGCAGGAUUGUCCUAGUAGGUCUGAAAGAGGUGGUCAGUACCCUUUCGACCAAGGUACAGAACCUUCUUAAGGAAGCAGCUACAGAAUUAGAAGUAGAGAUGAACACUGUUGAUAGAGUGAUUCAGCUGAAUUCGAAAGAGGUGUUUGAGUUGGUAGCAGAACGAGUACAUUCCAAAAUUAGCAGUGAAGUUUUUUCCACAGAUGAAAGUAGCCUGACCUUUCGUCUUAAAGGUUUAAAAGAUGUCGUCAGCGCUGAUGAGAAGGUCAUCAAUCUGGUAAAGCACAGCAUCGUCCUUCAUGAUUUGAGGUUCUCCCCACAUCUCCUUCAGUUUCUGAAAUCCUUAGAUCUUAAGAAAUUCGAGCAGGACCAUUUCGCCUCAAGCCAUAUCGCAGCUUAUUUUCAGAGAGAUGGAGAUCAUCUUGGGAUUCUUGUAGAGACAGAAAACAUCACAAAAGCAGAAGACAAAUUAAAAGAGCUCCUUAAAGAAGAGGUCAUCCAUGUUACAUCUGAUUUAACAGCAGUGAAAACCAGUGAAAACUGGCUGAACUUCUUGAAAACACUUGAGGCGGAAGUGAAAUUUAGCCAUAAUGCACAUCGAGUCACCAUUACACCUUCUGAGAAGGAGAUUGUGAUCUGUGGAUUUGCUCCAGUGGUGGCAGACCUCUCACAUAAAGUAAGGGAUUAUCUGGAGAACAAAACACCAGAAACUGCAGAAAUCCAACUGAAAUCUUUGCGAGAAUUGGAAUUUGUCGACUCCUGUGUGAAUUUAUCAGAAGUUCCAGAAAUCCGUGACCUUGGUGUUACAGUACUGGCUUGCAGGACAGAUGUUACUCCUUGUUUGAAGGUUACAGCAGCAAAGGAAAACAUCCAAGAUGCCAAAAGCGUGGUGAUGAAGCAUGUGUCAUCCAUUGCUGUGGAGACUCUGGCUUAUUCUAAAGCAGGAGAGUCUAAGGUCAUACACAAGCAUGAAGCUAACGUGAAGGCCAAAGCCAAGGAAUGGAACUGCCAGGCCUACCUAUCAAUAGAGAAAGCAAGCAGUACUACUCCCACAAAGAGUUACACCCAUAAAAUAAGCAACUGUCUCUCUUUAACAAUAGCAGAUGGUGAUUUGCUGAAGCACACAGCUGAAGCUUACGUUUGUCCAAUGAACAGCAAACUAAUCUUUGAUAAUCCAGUUGCUCAGAAGUUCCUUCAAGUCGCAGGUCCUCAGAUUCAGGCAAUCUGCAGCAAAGUCCAGAAGGAAAAACAAAGUUUACUCGCUGGAGAUACCGUCAUCAGUGAAACUGGACUUCUCAAUGCCAAGACCCUCAUUUAUGCAGUCCUGCCCCAGAGUGACCAAUCACUGAGCACUUGUUACAUGGAGUCAGCCAUUCACGAUAGUCUCCAGAAAGCAGAAACCAGUAAAAGUGCCUCUGUUGCGAUGCCAGUAAUAGGCUGUGGACCUUUCGGGUUUUCUGUUAAAGACAGUUGCAUGGCCAUCAGGAAAGCAAUACUUAAGUUCAGCAGUUGUCAUCAACAUUCCCCAAGCAGUAUAAAGGACAUAUUGGUGGUGGACUCUAAUCCUGACGUAGUGGAGGAGUUCAACAAUCUCAUUUCUCAACUGGGUUUCCCUAAUGUAUCUGCAUCGACCAGUUUUGCAAAGACUACCUCAAUGAGUCCUUUAAAACCUGUGAAACCUAAACCAGGAUCAGAUACAGAAGUGACUGUUCAUGGAGUGCUAGUGUCACUCAAAAAAGGAGACAUCACCAAAGAGACAGUGGAUGUCAUUGUCAAUUCCAACAACAGUGCAUUAGAUCUCAACACUGGAGUUUCUGGUGCGAUUCUGGCAGCAGCUGGGCAGUCAGUUGUGGAUGAAUGCAAAAAGCAUGGUCCUCAGAAAGCAGACGGGGUGGUUCUGACAGGUGGAGGAAACCUGUCCUGUAAACACAUCGCUCAGAUGGUUGGGCCGAACAAUGCUGCUGAUAUCACCUUGUCUAUUGAGAAGGUCCUGAAACUGUGUGAAGGUCAGACAGCUGCCACAGUGGCCAUCCCUGCAAUCGGGACAGGGAGGGGUGGGAUUGGAACUAAAGACUCUAUCAAAGCUAUCAUCACCGGACUGGAAAAUCAUAUGGCUCAGGUCCAGACAUCCUGCCUUAAUGAGAUAACUGUGGUCGCAUUUGAGCAGAAGGUUUAUGACUCCUACUGCGAUUAUUUCAAAGAGAGAAACAAGAAGCCCUCUCUAAUAGUUGCUCAGACAGCCCAUACCAAGAUGCCUGACAAUCAAGUUAAAGUCGCAGGGGUGAGGAUUGAGGUGAAGAAAGGAAACAUCACUAAUGAAACUGUCCGCGGCAUCGUGAACACCACUAACAACCAAAUGAACCUGACAAGUGGUGUUUCAGGGGCCAUAUUCAAGGCAGCAGGACCUUCAGUUCAGCAGGAGUGUCAAAACCACGGUCCACUUCAGAGUGACACAGUCGCAGUGACCAGCGCUGGAAACAUGCAGUGUGAUUUUAUCAUCCACAUGAUGGGGCCGCACUCCGCUGCUGAGGCGCAGUUACGGGUGAGGAAAGUUCUGGAACGAUGUGAAGAGAAGCAAAUCAGCACCGUUUCCUUCCCAGCUGUUGGAACAGGUGGAGGCGGGGUUAAGGGAGCAGAGGCCAUUACUGCUAUCCUGCAAGGCUUUGAAGACCAUUUAUCUCAACGUACCUCUACUGCCAUUAAACUCAUCUAUGUUGUUGUAGACCGUGAUGAAGUUCUGAAUGAGUUUCUGCAAGGACUGAAACAGUGGACCUCAAAAACCAAGAUAGAAAUGCAGGACAGUGAUGAGGAAUCUGAGGGGUCUGUAUGUGGUGACGAUAGUGAUGAGUGGGAGGAUGAGGAAUCACUUAUUGCUUCAGGAGAAGAUGAAGAAUAUGAGGAGGAGGAAGAAGAAGAGGAAGAAGAAGAAGAUGAUCACAUAAGUGGAACGACCACAGAAGCAAUCAUUGGACGCAUUAAGGUUAAAGUGAUUUGUGGGGACAUCACGAAAGACACCACAGAGGCCAUCGUCAGCAGCACUAAUACCAACCUUAAUCUAAGCUCAGGGGUUUCAGGAGCCAUUCUCAAAGCUGCAGGACAGACUGUCGUGGACGAGUGCAAGAAACUCGGUCCUCAACCCAGUGAUGGUGUGGUCCUGACAAAAGCUGGAAACCUUCCCUUUAAGAACAUUGUCCACAUGGUUGGUCAGACCAGUGAGAAGGAGAUUACACGCUGCAUGUAUAAUGUUCUGAAGAAGUGCGAAGAGAACAAGAUCCAGUCUGUUUCAUUUCCUGCACUUGGAACGGGAGCAGGAAACCUGGCAGCAGGUCAGGUGGCGAAAGCCAUGCUUGAUUCUGUGGCAAAUUUUGCAAUUGACUCACCAGCUUUUUUAAAAACCGUCCAUAUUGUCAUUUUUCAAGCCAAAAUGUUGCCUGACUUUGAAGGUGCUCUGAAGACAUUCAAGAAGAUCUCUCCAAAGCCCUCCCCAGUGUCCAAGCCCAAACCAGUAAAGCAAACCCUACCUGUAACCAAGCCAUCCAAAGCACCACUGUGCCUUUCGACUGAGACAGCUGGAGUCACUUUCCCCGUAAUGAAAGUAGAAGUAUAUGGGACCUCUCGCGCCGAUCUUGCUAAAGUCAAGACAUUCCUGGAUAAUCUCGUUAAUGAAGAGUGCAUCACCACAGACAUUUCAUCAGAACAUCUGCCCAGCCUUCCUGAAGCUGACAAGGAGACCAUUGUGUCUCUCAGCCAAAGCAAUGAAGUGCAGGUGCAUGUGUUGGCUGUGGACAAGCUGACCGUAUCAGGGAAGAAGGAUGAUGUUUACGAAGCUGUACUGAAGAUCAACAGCUUCCUCCAGGCAGCCAAGGAACGGGAGCUGCUGAAAGUAGAGGAGAAGAGACUGAGCAAGACGCUACGAUGGGAGGUGGCAGACAGAGAGAAGUGGGUGCCGCUGGACUCCAGCAUUAGCUACCAACUGGAGUUAGCCUUUUACCGGAAAGAUCAGAACUACAGUUACCAGGAGAAAGGGGAGACCUACACUGUGGACUUCAAGGACUUGAAGAGAGUUAACAGCAAGGGACAGUCUUGUAACGUCAAGAGGACUCUUCUCGGAGAUGCAGAAACAGCCAUCAUUCACCCUCCGCCAACAUGGACCAAAAUGGGUGGAAAAGACCUGGAAAUAGUAGCCCUUUCAAAAUCAGACGAGUACAAAAAAAUAGAGCAGGACUUUAUAAACUGCAGUAAACACGCAGAUGUGGCACCUGUGCAGGUUGUGGAGAUCCACAGAAUUCAGAAUAAAGGGCUGUGGCAGAGGUACUGCGUACUAAAGCAGGAGGUGGACAAGAAAUACCCCAAGCAGACAAACGAGCGGGUUCUCUAUCAUGGCACUACUCUUGAAAUCUGCCAGAAAAUAAAUAAGAACGGUUUUAAUCGGAGCUUCUGCGGGAGAAAUGCUGUUGUUCAUGGCGAAGGCACCUACUUUGCUAAAGACGCAUGGUACUCCUGCCAGGACCAAUACUCCAACCCAGAUCCAAAUGGACUCAAGUACAUCUACAGAGCCAGGGUCGUGACGGGGUCACCAUGCAAAAGCCGAAAAGGAAUGAAGGAGCCGGACCCUCUGGACCCAAACAACCACCAGGCUGGUCUCCACAACUGUGCUGUGGAUAAUCUGCAGAACCCGUUCAUCUUUGUGGUGUUCUGUGAUGCAGGAGCUUACCCAGAUUAUCUCAUCACCUUUAAGAGUGUCUGACCCAAGACCGUUUGUAGCUUUGCAGUACUUUUAUUGUUUUUGUGUUGCAUAGUUAAAUUGCAAGUACAUUUAAAUCGAUACUUAUUAAUAACCAAAUAAUUGAAAAUAAAAAAGGGGGAUCUCUUUUCCACUUCAGUAAUAAUCUUCAGUCAAUAAUCUCUUAAUAAUAUAUUUUAAUGCAAAUUAUGGUUACAAUGUGUGGAAAGCUACAGGCCUUUAUACGCUUUGUAGUGUUCUAUUGUUAUUAAUAAUGCAACACAUUUUAAGAAAUCAAGUGAUUUAAUCAAUACUGUUCGUGCCUUAUCUAAUAGUGAUGCAGACUCAGAUUUUGAUUCAUGUUGUGUGUUGUUUUCUAAUUGUUUUGAUACUGAAUGAUUGCCUUUUAAGAAGUUUAAACAAGUUAAUAAAAAUGCUGCCCCAAUUUUUCACCAAGA